Molecule: messenger RNA, 804 nt
Organism: Spea bombifrons (plains spadefoot toad)
Lineage: Eukaryota; Metazoa; Chordata; Amphibia; Anura; Pelobatidae
Product: kazal-type serine protease inhibitor domain-containing protein 1-like
Exons: 4
Coding region: 1-804 (267 amino acids)
Biological process (GO): regulation of cell growth; regulation of signal transduction
Cellular component (GO): extracellular region
Molecular function (GO): insulin-like growth factor binding
Source: RefSeq, a predicted model, not a curated record
AUGUAUUUGCCCCAGGGGCUCAGGGAGGUUAAGGAGCCAAAUGGUUGCUCCACUUGCCAGGAGGAAACAUGCCCCCCACUGCCCCACAUGUGCUGGGCAAGCCGGGUGCGGGACCCCUGUGGCUGCUGCUGGAAGUGCGCCAACGUAGAGGGGCAGAGGUGCGACCUUCCUGGGGGCAUUUACCAGUUUGGGGAAUGUGGGGACGGGCUGCUCUGCCACGAGGAAACCAGACGCUGUAUCUGUGAGACCCAGGAGAAGGUGUGCGGGACGGACAGACGAACGUACAAAAAUGUCUGCCGUCUGAAGGAAGCUGCCAGAUACAAAUGGAAGAGGAGCCUCAAAACUUAUCAGCCGGGGCCCUGCCCCUGGGAGCAGGAGAGAGCUCCAAUCUUCAUCACGCCCCCGCGGGACACUUUGGCCAUUGCCGGUCAGGGCAUUAUCCUGGGCUGCGUGGUUUCUGCCCAUCCAGUGGCACGAAUUCAGUGGAGGAAGGAGGGCACCGAGGAGCCACUGCCAGGAGGCAGCAGCAACAUGAUUGUUCAGACUCAUGAGGGGCCCCACAGACACCAAGUGGCAGGCUGGCUGCAGAUCCACCCCCUUGGCGAGGCCGACGAGGGGCAGUACGUUUGCGUCGCAUGGAAUAAGUUUGGAAGCAUCUCGGCAUCUGCGACCCUGAGCAUCAGCCGCCCCGAUACCCUCUUUGCUGCCGGGGAGUACGGUCUCCACGCUGCUGGGUUUGACUUGUCGGAUGAUGAAGAUGCUCAGGACAGAUCCCAGGAUGGUCCCUCUGGAUCAGAUGUGUGA